This is a messenger RNA of Salvelinus namaycush (lake trout), 3822 nucleotides long. RefSeq names its product spalt-like transcription factor 3b (gene sall3b). The record is from RefSeq and is a predicted model, not a curated record. Gene Ontology annotation, molecular function: RNA polymerase II cis-regulatory region sequence-specific DNA binding; DNA-binding transcription factor activity, RNA polymerase II-specific. NCBI's taxonomy places the organism in Eukaryota, Metazoa, Chordata, Actinopteri, Salmoniformes, Salmonidae. Gene Ontology annotation, biological process: regulation of transcription by RNA polymerase II. Gene Ontology annotation, cellular component: nucleus.
AUGGAUGAGGAGGAGCGCCGCAGUGGCAUUGAGGAAGCGCACGUGCGUAAAAAAAUUGCUGAGUACUUCACCUGGGCCGAACUGUAUGAGCACCAGAGAAGCUGCACAGAGGACCUACCUCAGGUCCUCAUUGUGAAGGAAGAUGAGGGGAUCCCUGAACCUGAGGGGUCCCCAGCUGGAUCCUCUCCAACCCUCAGCCUGGCCAUUCUUAACCUGGCCCACAGUGACUCAGCAGACAUGGAGUCAGUGGACGGGGGCCUCGAACUGGUGGAGCCUAUGAAUUAUAAUGAUAAUGACAGCACAGAUAUGUUAGAGGAGAUGAACAUGGGUGAGAAGGAGGAUGAAUCCAUGGAGGUGGAGCAGCAGCACCACGACAAAUAUAAGUCAUCUAGCCCCCAGAAUCCCCCAGACAUAACUGAGUUGGCCAUCCCUUCAUCUCAGUCGUCCUCUGUGACCAGCAGCAUGCCCAGUACGAACGUAACGCUGGAGAUCCUCCACAGUACCCGGGUGGCUGUUGCCCAGUUCUCCCAGAGCCUCCACAGUAGUGGGGCAGGAGGGAAGGCGGCCACAGCGGCCAUCCCAGUGAUCCUAGAGCACCUGCUGGCUUUGCAGCAGCAACAGGUCCACCAGUUGCAGCUUAUUGAGCAGAUCCGUAGCCAGGUGGCCUUCAUGAAUAGACAGCCCACACAAACAGCACUAAACCCAGUCUCCAGGGACCUUUCACUGGCACCAAACCCUUUCCCCUCCCAAGGCCUCAUCGUUCCCCCUGUCCUACCACUGUCUGGGACCAUACCCUCUGCUGUCAAUGGACAAGCGUCUGUGUCUUCGGCAUCUGUGCUUGAAAGGUCCCACACACUCUCCAAACAAACUUCAUAUGGACAGGCCCACAUGAGAGAUGCUAGAUGUACCUCAGCUCCCUCGGACAACUCUGCCCCUCCCCCCACUAGCUGCAACAAUAUUUCCUCAUUACAUCCUCCCUACAUGGGUUCAUACUCACACACAAGCAGUAGCUGUACUCAGACCCUGACCUCGUCCAGCCCACUCUCCAUGCAGGAUCAGAGCAACAGUCUCCUCAGCUCACCAUCCAGCCUGCCGUUUCUACCUCAGAGCCCCCCCAGCAGUGUCAUCUUCCCCAACCCCCUGGCCAGCAUCGCAGCCACAACUAAUGCCCUCGACCCCCUUUCCGCCCUGAUGAAGCACCACCGGAAUGGCAAGCUGCCCAGUGUGUCCAUGUUCGACACCAAGCCCAGCCCUGAGGAGCCCUUUUUCAAGCAUAAGUGCAGGUUCUGCGCCAAAGUGUUUGGCAGCGACAGCGCGCUCCAGAUCCACCUGCGCUCUCACACCGGGGAGAGGCCCUUCAAGUGCAACCUCUGCGGCAAUCGCUUCUCCACUAAAGGGAACCUGAAAGUCCACUUCCAGAGACACAAAGAAAAGUAUCCCCAUGUUCAGAUGAACCCUUAUCCAGUGCCGGAAUAUUUAGACAAUGUGCCAACGAGCUCUGGUAUUCCCUAUGGCAUGUCAUUCCCUCCUGAAAAAACAGGAGCCACUUGGCUGGAUAGCAAGCCUGUUUCAGCGACGGUACCCACCUCUAUGGGCAUUCAGCUUCCCUUCACUCUCACUACUAUGGGAAGCUCAAGUGGAUCUCUAAGUGUCACACCACCCAUCAAAUCUCCUUUUAGGCCCUCCCCAGCCUUAAGUGAAUGUGUGUCUUUGUCGCUGAACACUACAGGCAAUGAAACCAGUGUUCCCACAGCUUUAGAGUCUCUACAGUCUAAUCAGGAGGGGGAAUCCUCCCAUGUCUUGAAAGCAGAGGAAAUCCAUCUGCCACAAAACUGGAUGACUAGACCCAGGGUGAGUCCAUUUACUGUGGCAACAAGUAAAGCCAUGACUAUUACCACAUCCACACCCGAGCCCAGUGCUCUGACUUCCAACUUUCUACCACUUUCCCUGGCCUCUGACCCGUUCAAAGCAAAGUUUCCAUUCGGCGGCCUCCUGGACUCUAUGCAAACGUCAGAGACCUCAAAGCUCCAGCAGCUGGUGGAGAACAUAGACAAGAAGAUAACAGACCCCAACCAGUGUGUCCUCUGUCACCGCGUGCUCAGCUGCCAAAGCGCGCUGAAGAUGCACUACCGUAUCCACACUGGGGAGAGGCCCUUUAAAUGUAAGGUGUGUGGCAGGGCUUUCACCACCAAAGGAAACCUGAAUACACACAUUGGUGUCCACAGAGCAAACCCUCCUCUCCGGGUUCAGCAUUCAUGCCCCAUCUGCCAGAGGAAGUUCACCAACGCUGUAGUGCUACAGCAGCACAUCCGCAUGCACAUGGGGGGUCAGAUCUCAAACUCGCCCUUGAUGGACGGCCUACAGGACCUCGACACUGAUCUCUCCUUCCAUGAGAAGAACUUUGACAGCCUGAAAAACUAUGACAAUGACCUCAUGUAUGACAACUCCAUGGGGGAGGAAGAGGAUGAUGAAGAAGAAGAAGAGGUAGAAAAUAUGGAGGGGGGUGUAGAUACCCUUAAACCCCUGAGCUCUGUCUUUAGUUCUCCUCCCAACUCUGAUGCUGUUGUCUUCAGCAUAGCUGCACUGGAGAACCAAAUGAAAAUGAUAGACUCCACCAUAAACCUAAACCACUCCUUUGGGCUAAAGUCAAUGAUGAAUGGUUUUAUGGACAGUGAGCGCCGUGCUGCUAUCCACUCCUCUAUAGUGGGAGAAGGACAGAAUCACAAUGCAGCCAGCAGCCCAACCGUGUCUGAAUCGUCCACGUGUAUGCAUGUACCAGUGUCACCUGCGCAAAGCAAUUCGGAGGUCCACCUCUGCAAUUCCCCAUCUGGGAAGCACAGUGGAGAGUCCCAAGAGAUCACAGCCUCAGUGAAGAGUGAGCAAUUUGAUUCGCCCACCUCAACUCCGGUACUGGAAAAUGGAGUGACUUUGGAUCUGAGAGGGAUGCAACCUAACAGGCAGUGUGUGAAACAGGAGAGUCCUUACAGUACGCUGUUCCUGAGUAAAGAACGUGGUUCCAGCCAAAGCAUUCCUAGCCUGAUUACCAGCAUUGCGCCAAGGAUGAUCAAAUCUGAAAUGAAUGGGCACCAUCAACCAACGAACUUCAACGAGGGGCUGCAUCAUCCAUUCGGCCUCCAGGUCCCUGCUGCUCCUCCAUCUCUGGUGAGCCCAGGAAUCACCUCUCUGCUUAGGCCACCUCACCUUCGACGGACCCCGAAGCAACACAACUGCCAUGCAUGUGGGAAGAACUUCUCCUCAGCCAGCGCUCUACAGAUCCAUGAGCGGACCCACACAGGGGAGAAACCUUUCGGUUGCUCCAUCUGUGGCAGGGCAUUCACAACUAAAGGAAACCUGAAGGUACACAUGGGCACUCAUAUGUGGAACAACGCACCAGCCAGAAGAGGCAGGCGUCUGUCGGUGGAGAACCCCAUGGCCUUGCUGGGUGGGGAAGCUGCCAUGAAGUUCGGAGAGAUGUUUCAGAAGGACCUGACGGAACGGGCCAUGAACGUGGACCCAGGGUUCUGGAACCGCUACGCAUCAGCUAUAACCAACGGCCUAGCCAUGAAGAAGAAUGAGAUCUCAGUGAUCCAGAAUGGGGGGAUUCUACAGCUUUAUCCCAUGACGGCAGGCAUGGACAGAGUCAGCACUGGGGGUAGCCCACCAAUGACCAGUCUUGGAAAGACAGCCAUGGACCUUGGAAUUAACCGACCCCACUUUUCUAUGUUAAUUGAUGACAGUAAAGAGAUUGGGAUCAAUUUAAAUAAAUUGAAUGGCAGAUUAAUAAAAGAAAUAGAUUAUACAAACAAUGUAGAGAAUAAAUGA